AUGACCCAACACAUCCGAUCAGAUAGUGGAAUGGUCAAGGACAAUGGUCCGACCAUCAUAUAUGAAGAUAAUGAUGCUUGCAUUGCGCAACUCAAAGACGGGUAUAUCAAAGGUGACCGAACCAAACAUAUUCUACCCAAGUUCUUCUUUACUCAUGAGUUGCAGAAAGCUGGAGAGGUCAACGUCCUUCAGAUCCGGUCUAGUGAGAACUCAGCCGACCUUUUCACCAAGUCAUUGUCCACCAGCACAUUCAGGAAGCUCACGCAGCAGAUUGGCAUGCGAAGACUCAAGGACCUUCAGUGA
Molecule: messenger RNA, 303 nt
Organism: Brassica oleracea var. oleracea
Lineage: Eukaryota; Viridiplantae; Streptophyta; Magnoliopsida; Brassicales; Brassicaceae
Exons: 1
Coding region: 1-303 (100 amino acids)
Source: RefSeq, a predicted model, not a curated record